This is a messenger RNA of Aspergillus heteromorphus CBS 117.55, 1413 nucleotides long. RefSeq names its product c-24(28) sterol reductase (gene erg4A). Gene Ontology annotation, cellular component: endoplasmic reticulum membrane. Gene Ontology annotation, biological process: ergosterol biosynthetic process. The record is from RefSeq and is a predicted model, not a curated record. NCBI's taxonomy places the organism in Eukaryota, Fungi, Ascomycota, Eurotiomycetes, Eurotiales, Aspergillaceae. The transcript has 3 exons. The annotation marks the transcript as partial. Gene Ontology annotation, molecular function: Delta24(24-1) sterol reductase activity.
ACAAAUUCCAGUCGGCAGGCAAAAAUGUAUCAAUCCAAGGGUCCAAGUUCUCAAAGUUCUCAGGUUUCCUACGAAGAUGAGAAAAUUACCUUCGAGUUCGGUGGCGCCCCUGGAGUGACGCUUCUCAUGCUCGGAUUCCCCCUUCUCAUGUACUACAUGUUUAUCGGAGCGACACAAUAUGACGGCCACCUUCCCCUGCCACAGGACGACCAGUCGAUUCCGGAGUUUCUCUCUCAUCUAGCCAACCUCGUCUAUACGCAUGCCUAUCCGAAUCGAAAAGCCUGGAUUGUCUACUGGAGUUUCCUCAUACUGGAAGGGGCCGGAUACCUCUACCUUCCCGGCGUAUACGGGAAGGGGAAAUGUCUUCCACACCUGAACGGAAAGCAGCUGGACUAUUACUGCUCCGCUGCUUCGUCGUGGUAUGUGACCAUAGUCGCUGCACUGGUACUGCAUUUUUCCGGACUGUUUCGGCUCAACACACUGGUUGAUGAGUUCGGGCCAUUGAUGUCGGUGGCUAUCUGCUCGGGCUUCCUGGUCUCGGUCAUCGCGUAUGUGUCGGCGCUGGUACGAGGCGCGCAACAUCGGAUGACGGGCUCACAUCUAUACGAUUUUUUUAUGGGCGCGGAGCUGAAUCCUCGUUUGUUUGGGUGGCUGGAUAUGAAGAUGUUCUUUGAGGUCCGGAUUCCAUGGUAUAUCUUGUUUCUGUUGACGCUGGGGACUGCAUUCAAGCAGUGGCAAGAGUAUGGGUAUGUGUCCGGUGAAGUGGGAUUUCUGCUCAUGGCGCACUUUCUGUAUGCGAAUGCCUGCGCAAAGGGAGAAGAAUUGAUCAUCACUAGUUGGGACAUGUACUAUGAGAAAUGGGGAUUCAUGCUCAUUUUUUGGAACCUUGCUGGCGUUCCUAUGAGUUAUUGCCAUUGCACUCUAUACCUGGCAAACCAUGAUCCGUCAACGUAUAAGUGGAACCCCGUGGCAUUGACCGUGCUAUUUGUGAUGUACCUCUUCGCAUAUUGGGUGUGGGAUACUUGUAAUAGCCAGAAGAAUCUCUUCCGAGCACAGGAAAGAGGCAAGGCUGUGGAUCGGAAGACGUUUCCUCAGCUGCCGUGGAAGUCGGUCAAGGAUCCCGUGUCGAUCAAGACAAAGACGGGAGACUCAAUCUUGUGCAAUGGUAUGGCACGCAAGGUUCAUUAUAGCUGCGACUGGUUUUUUGCCUUCUCCUGGGGGUUGAUCACGGGAUUCCAAUCGCCAUUCCCGUGGUUUUAUUCUUGCUUCUUUACAGUUAUGAUCAUCCACCGUGCCCUCCGGGAUAUAGAACGGUGUCGAGAGAGGUAUGGAGAGGCCUGGCGCGAAUAUGAGCGGAGGGUCCCACAUUUGUUUAUUCCGGUGAGUGUGAUGCCUCGGGCUGCCUACUCUUGA